This is a messenger RNA of Penicillium mononematosum, 915 nucleotides long. Its product is annotated as tRNA splicing endonuclease subunit SEN34. Gene Ontology annotation, biological process: tRNA splicing, via endonucleolytic cleavage and ligation; tRNA-type intron splice site recognition and cleavage. Gene Ontology annotation, cellular component: tRNA-intron endonuclease complex. The record is from RefSeq and is a predicted model, not a curated record. Bases 1 to 915 code for a protein of 304 amino acids. The transcript has 2 exons. Gene Ontology annotation, molecular function: tRNA-intron lyase activity; nucleic acid binding. NCBI's taxonomy places the organism in Eukaryota, Fungi, Ascomycota, Eurotiomycetes, Eurotiales, Aspergillaceae.
AUGGAUUUCCAACCAGACCUUCCUAUCCCGAUCUCCUAUGUAUCCGGUAGAUACCUGUUGUUCUCAAUUGACGCCGUGACAUACCUGCGACGUGAGCAUCACAUCUGCGGUGUGCUCAUCGGGACGCUGCCCCAGAUCCCUCAGCAAAAUGUCUUCCUGGGCCUCCCAUUGGAGCUGAUGCCCGAGGAGGCACGUCUGUUAGUGGACAAGGGUGUAGCUUGCAUCGUAGACGAAGCCAAGGCACACGAUGGCAUGAACACCCUCCUAGAAGAGGAUCGCAGACGGUACCUCCGCGACCUCGAAUCCCAAGGCCUGCAUGUCUCGCGCAUCCAAUCGGAUCGCAAAGAGCGCAACCGGGAACAGACCUUGAAGAAAUUAGAAGAAAAGAAAGCAAAAGCCAAGGCUAAGGCCAACACCAGUGCUGCUGCCGCCCAGACGCCUACGGUUCCUGAGGAGGCCACUUCCAUCCCGUCGCCGAAGAACGCUGCCAUCGUUGACCUCUUCAACGCAGAGGAUCGCUCAUCGUCUCCAUCGACCGCCUUGACGAGCACGCCCCCUCAAGGCGCAGUGGCCAUUACCCCCGCAACAUCUUACCCGCCCCUUCCCACUCCUCCACCAUCGAGCCACCUUUCAGCACCCGCGGAUACUUCUCUCUCUCCCGGCCUUCGCUUCGGGUGUCAGUACAUGGCCUACCCGGGUGAUCCAUUGCGUUUCCACUCACACUUCCUCGUGGUGUCCUACGGCUGGGACCAAAAUAUCGAUAUCAUGGAUCUUGUUGUCGGCGGAAGACUGGGAACUGGUGUGAAGAAGGGUUUCUUGAUCGGCGGAGCACAGAAGGGAAUUGAUGAGGUCGAUUCGGAGGCUGACCGAGUGGAUACUGUGCGUGCUUUCAGUCUUGAAUGGGCUGGAAUGUGA